Molecule: messenger RNA, 1491 nt
Organism: Lampris incognitus (smalleye Pacific opah)
Lineage: Eukaryota; Metazoa; Chordata; Actinopteri; Lampriformes; Lampridae
Gene: ucp1
Product: uncoupling protein 1
Exons: 7
Coding region: 142-1062 (306 amino acids)
Biological process (GO): adaptive thermogenesis; mitochondrial transmembrane transport; mitochondrial transport
Cellular component (GO): mitochondrial membrane
Molecular function (GO): oxidative phosphorylation uncoupler activity
Source: RefSeq, a predicted model, not a curated record
GUAUAAAUGCACAGCAAAAGAUGCAUCCUCCUCUCCAGUUUUGCCCUUAAUGGAUUAUAAUCCGAGCCAUUAAGUCCCGCCAGUAUCAGUCAACCAGGGAGCAAAAGGACUUCGACAUCUUCAACUAACGCGAUCGGAGUUAUGGUUGGACUGAAGCCCUCAGACGUGCCCCCUCCUCUGGCGGUGAAGAUGAUGAGUGCCGGAGCGGCCGCCUGUGUCGCCGACCUCGUCACCUUCCCGCUGGACACAGCCAAAGUCAGACUACAGAUACAGGGUGAAAAGACAAUGGAGGCAGCAAAAGACAUCCGCUACAGAGGGGUGUUUGGGACGAUAAGUACCAUGAUCCGGACAGAGGGGCCCAAGUCUCUGUACAAUGGACUGGUGGCUGGGCUGCAGAGACAGGUGUGCUUCGCAUCCAUUAGAAUUGGUCUCUACGACAAUGUCAAAAAUUUCUACACUGGUGGAAAAGACAACCCGAGCAUCCUCAUACGCAUCCUGGCUGGCUGCACCACGGGGGCCAUGGCUGUGUCCUUUGCUCAACCCACUGACGUCGUGAAGGUUCGAUUCCAGGCUCAGAUGAAUCUGAGUGGGGUGGCCCGUCGUUACAACGGUACUAUGCAGGCCUACAAGCACAUCUUCCAGAACGAGGGCCUCCGUGGACUCUGGAAAGGCACACUGCCCAACAUCACGAGAAAUGCCCUGGUCAACUGCACGGAGCUGGUUACCUAUGACCUUAUCAAGGAGGCGAUCCUUAAACACAACCUGAUGUCGGACAAUUUGCCUUGCCACUUUGUGUCUGCGUUCGGCGCUGGUUUCGCUACCACAGUCAUUGCUUCCCCGGUGGACGUGGUGAAAACUCGGUAUAUGAACUCCCCGCCCGGCCAGUACAAGAGUGCUAUUAACUGUGCUUGGACCAUGAUGACGAAAGAGGGGCCGACGGCUUUCUACAAAGGAUUCGUGCCCUCGUUUCUGCGGCUGGGCUCGUGGAACGUCGUGAUGUUCGUCUCCUUUGAGCAGAUCAAAAGGGCCAUGAUGGUCACGAAGAAGAAGAUGGAGGCCUGAAACUCCUGAUUCAACAGCUUAUCGACUUAGCAAGCCCAAGCUACCCUGGUUUGCAGCAAUAAUAUUUGGAAGAAAAAGAAAAAACAACAGGAUUCACACUGUGACUCUCACCGCAUUACAAUUUUGGCAUUGCUCAGCAACCCUAUGGUCCUGUGAUGGACGUCCAAAAAGCAUCACAGGACACCGUAGUUUGUAUGUGGACACUCAAACUGGUAUUGUAUACAGAAAUGGAUGUCCCUUUAUUUAUUUUGACCUGCCACAUUGUCAGUAUUAUAAGUCGGUGCUACAUCGUCUGUUAUAUUCAUCUCAUUUGGAAAGUCCAGACAUAUGCACAACACACUUGAUACAGUAUCCACAUAUUCUUUGUACUCCAGUUAACGUGUAAAACAGAAUAUUUAUGUAAGUUCUAAAUAUAUUUUACGCACUGUA